UUCUAGCAGCCAAUGACUGCUUUUUGUGACCUUUCAAUAAUUCUUCUGAGGGAAGAAAAUGACAUUUGCGGGCUUAUUUUCACUGGACAGUAAUAAUCUGGCUCAAAACACGCCAAGCGGGCAGACAGACCACCAUGGAUCCAUUAUUGUUGCGAAGGAAAUUAUCAAUAACUGGUGUUGAAGAAGGUCUCUAAUCUCUAUCUGUGGGUCCGAGCUAGCCAAGGCUGGCCACUGGAGUACGGGAAAGGCAAAACAGCCAAUCAGACAGGGCACACCAAGUCUCCAACAACCACAAGCCUUAGCUUUCUCGUCCCACAAAUCCAAAAUCUUUUCUUUUCUUACCCUCAGAUGGAAGAAGAACCUUUUCUUGAUUUCCAAACUCAACCCCAACGCCAACUCGAAGUCAUUCUGGAAGAAGAUGACCAUGAAUUCUCAUUCCCAAUUCAACAAUCUCUCUCUACUCACAUCUACAAUGAAAUCCAAGAACAUCCACUACAACAAACACCUCAAUCUUCAACAACUGAUCUUGACAAACGAAGUAAGAAACUGGGUUCUCUUCACCGAUGCAAAACUGCUCCAGCCAUGGUGGUCCUUCGGGAUCCCAAACAUAAAACACCCCAAGUUCCUAAACCACAAUCAGAGUCCAGCUCCAUAAUCAGACAAGCUGUUUUUUUGCUUUCUGUAUACCUUUUACUUGGUGUUGCAAUAUAUUCUUUCAACACGGAUAAUUUCUCGGGUGUGGAAACUCACCCAGUUGUUGAUGCUCUCUACUUCUGUAUUGUCACCAUGUGCACUAUUGGCUACGGUGACAUCGCUCCUUUAACUCCUGCAACAAAAGUUUUUGCUUGUUUUUUUGUCUUGGUGGGAUUUGGAUUUAUAGAUAUUUUACUAAGUGGGCUUGUGAAUUAUGUUCUUGAUCUUCAAGAAAACAUGAUAUUGACUAGCAUACAAAUGGGUAAAGCUGAAGAAGGAUUUUCUGCAAAAAAUUAUAUUGUUGACGUGGCCAAAGGAAGGAUGAGGAUAAGACUGAAAGUUGGUUUGGCACUUGGCGUUGUGAUUUUGUGUAUUGGAGUGGGAACUUUAAUCUUGUUCUUCGUGGAGGAUCUUGAUUUGCUUGAUUCGGUUUAUUUAUCAGUUAUGUCGGUGACUACAGUUGGGUAUGGAGACAAGGCGUUUAAGACCUUACCAGGACGGUUAUUUGCGGCAGUUUGGCUUCUGUUUUCGACCCUGAUGGUAGCGAGGGCGUUUUUGUACUUGACUGAGGCAAGAAUUGAUAAGAGGCACAGGAGGAUUGCUAAGUGGGCGUUGCACAGAGAUAUCACUGUUGAGGAUUUGCUUGCUGCUGAUAUCAAUAACAAUGGCUUCAUUAGCAAAUCAGAAUAUGUUAUCUACAAGCUGAAAGAGAUGGGAAAGAUUGGGGAGAAAGAUAUAAUGCAGAUUUGCAACCAGUUUAGCAAGCUUGAUCCUAGCAACUUUGGGAAAAUAACAUUGCCUCGUCUUUUGGAGGAUAGAUUUUGACAGUAAAAGAAUGAUUUUUAUUCAUCUUCUUUCAACAUAAGACUCAGGGUUUAUCUUCUUAAUUUGGAAGUGAUGCAGUAAGAAGUAUUGGGCAGUCUGAGGCUCUGAGCAUUUUCAUCCAAAGAAUAUGAAAAAUUUAAGUAUGGAGUAUUAAGAAAUAACAUUGUUGGUCGAUGAUGAAGCACUUUUGCAGGCUUCAAUCGCUUAUAGAAAGCAUAAACCGUGUUAUACUAGUUUUAGAUGGUACAUUCUUGAAAGAAACAGGAGACAAUGCGAUGGCUGUUCUAUUGAGAAGCUAUAUAUACUAGACAGUUUUAAUCUCAUAAGGGCUCUUAAGGUGUAUAUAUAUUUAUUGACUUUGCAGUGAAGUGUAAUGACAAAUAAAUUCUACUUCGCAAAUAUAGGAAUCGGAUUAAGUUCAA
Mangifera indica (mango) is the source of this 1940-nucleotide messenger RNA. Its product is annotated as two-pore potassium channel 5-like. Gene Ontology annotation, biological process: stabilization of membrane potential; potassium ion transmembrane transport. The coding region runs from base 349 to 1518 and encodes 389 amino acids. The transcript is spliced from 2 exons. The record is from RefSeq and is a predicted model, not a curated record. NCBI's taxonomy places the organism in Eukaryota, Viridiplantae, Streptophyta, Magnoliopsida, Sapindales, Anacardiaceae. Gene Ontology annotation, molecular function: potassium ion leak channel activity. Gene Ontology annotation, cellular component: plant-type vacuole membrane.